Lactuca saligna is the source of this 1139-nucleotide messenger RNA. NCBI's taxonomy places the organism in Eukaryota, Viridiplantae, Streptophyta, Magnoliopsida, Asterales, Asteraceae. The record is from the annotation of a GenBank genome assembly.
AUGAGAGGAAAUGGCUCCUUUCUUCGGAACCCUCGCAUCCCUUUUAUAGGGGUGGGAACCGCCUCCCUGCUCUUAAUCUCCGUCGAUCCUUAUCUACGAUCCACCAUCACCGGCCGUGAUGGUGACCUGUACUUACCUCGACCUCCCCUCAACAAGGCAAUCACAGGGUUUGGCAUAGGGAGGGUGGUACGAUCAAAAAAUAAAAACUUUAACGAGGGUGAUAUCGUCAUUAACCCUUUUUCACCUGUUGCUGAAUACAGCAUCGUGCCAGCUGAUUUCCUUAGAAAGAUUGAUCCAACAACCGAUAUCGCGUUGCCUAAUUACCUCAGUUGUCUUGGGGUACCCGGCUUUACUGCAUGGGUGGCAAUAGAGGUGCUGGGGAACCCUAAGCCUGGCUCAAAUGUGUUUAUAUCUGCGGCUGCUGGAGGUGUUGGAAUGUUUGCUGGACAAUUGGCUAAACUAAAAGGAUGUCGAGUUGUUGGAAGCACAGGGUCUAAUGACAAAGUUCAACUUAUAAAGGACGAAUUUGGAUAUGAUGAGGGUUUCAACUAUCAUGAAGAAUCAGAUUUUGAUGUUGCAUUAGCCAAGUAUUUUCCAGAUGGAAUCGAUCUAUACUUGGAUAAUGUUGGUGGUAAAUUGCUAGAUGAUGUUCUUAAUCACGUCAAUAAAGGUGCUCAUAUCGUCAUAAGUGGGAUGAUAUCUCAAUACAACACAAUUCCGGCAGAGAGAGAAGGCGUGAAGAACCUAAUGAAUAUGGUGGGAAAAGACGUGAAGAUGCAGGGAUUUCUUUGUGGUUCGUAUUUGAAUCAGUUUGGAGAAUUUGCACAACAAAUGGAAAAGUACAUCAAAGAAGAGAAGAUAAAGCCGAAACACAAAAUAAAUCAAGGGAUUGAGAGUUUUUUUGAAAGCUUUGUUUCCCUUUUCUCGAGCUCCAACCUCGGAAAAGUUAUUGUUCAAGUUGCAACGUAAUUGAGAAUGAAUUAUGUUGGAAUUUUCUUCGCUAUCCAUAUGAAUCUAUGCUUUAUUGAAUCAUUUAUGUUGGGUGAAUUACAUGAUGUAAAAACUGACUACUGAGAAUAAAAUUUGUAGGCAUUUGGUUUGCAAGAAUCCUUUUUUUUUUUAAUGAAAAAAUAGUAGGG